Gamsiella multidivaricata is the source of this 1643-nucleotide messenger RNA. RefSeq lists its product as uncharacterized. Gene Ontology annotation, cellular component: nucleus. NCBI's taxonomy places the organism in Eukaryota, Fungi, Mortierellomycota, Mortierellomycetes, Mortierellales, Mortierellaceae. The record is from RefSeq and is a predicted model, not a curated record. Bases 116 to 1501 code for a protein of 461 amino acids. The transcript has a single exon.
GUCGGCUCAGCAAUCCGCGCAGCCUCCAACGCCCCAUUCACCCAUAACCUCCUUUCCAGAAAGUCGGGUCCUGCAUCAAUCCCUUCACAGGAGCAGCAUCAGUGUGAAACAGGAGAUGCCAGAGAUAGAAUAUGCGUCCAACGUUUCUUCCACCGAUCCUUUGGCCACCGCCACAUCUGUAUCGGCCCUCAGCGCUUCGAGUCUACUCCCUGAACUCUUUCCUGUGCCCACGUCAGGGGCAAUGGAGUCGGUAUUUGAUCAGCAUCACAGAGUCCUCUCCACAACAUCGCACGGUUCACGAGGAAACGGAUGGGAAGCCCUCUCCGGUUCCAGCGACACGCGUUCAUCUGUACCAAAAUCAGUAACUCACGCGCGCUGUCCGAGUAGCAAUAACAGCAACGAUACUAUUGUAUCGUCCCUGUCUGUUCAGUCCGCGCCUUGCAGUGAGGGACUUUCCGCAGCAUUUGACUCGUCUUUCAUGGUCAACGAUGGACAUCUUGCGGACGUGAGUCAAUUAGGCACCAGUACUAAGGGCAGUAGCAGCACACACGCGAACCUCGACACAACCAACCUGACCAUCAAGCUGGAAGCCAAUAUAGAUAUGGACGCAAUAGCCAUCAAUAAUACAGAGUCACCGACAGCUCGCGAAGGAGAGGAUGUUGAUUCAGACGCCGACAAUACUCGACCUGCAACAUGUCCGCAUUGUAGCAAAGAAUUCCAGUCCAAGGGCCUACUUCGGUCUCAUAUCGUGAGCCACUCCUCCGAUCGGCCAUUCGUCUGCUGGGAUUGCACCGACAAGAGCUACAAACGGAACCAUGACUUGCUCAGGCAUAGGCGAGAGAAGCACAAUGUGGAUGGCAUGACCAUACCUUCUCGAGGGAGUAGUCGCAGCCAUGUGGCGGAGCCAUCGGGGACGUGUGAAGGAGGAUCUGUUCGGACACCACAUCAAGCUACCGUUGCCAGCCAGAGCCGUGUUCCUCAUCAAGAGAUUCUUUAUUCAAACCAUGGGAUGAUGUAUUUCGGCAACCGAGGUGCGCUAUCGAGUCUACCGUCCUCAUCUUCUGGCUCGCCCUUGGAUCCGCAUGGAGGCAUCGAAUACGGCCAGCAUCACCGCCAUGGAAAUCCUCUCUUGGUCCCUCAUACGCCAAACGUUGGUCUAGGAUUAGGUUUGGAACUGGGCAUCUUUGGAGCCAAGGACUUUAUGGGUGGAUUCAGCUCUAUGACGGGAGGAGCGAGUACGUCUUCGACAUCGUUGAUAACGACUAAAAGGAAACGCAAGCUGUCGAAUUUGAACUCGUCCACAACACCACAGGUAUCCUCAGCAAGCAUGAUGAUUCCACUACCAAAUCCAGUCGUCCCGUUCGAAACUUCUGGUACUCAAUUUACAACGACUACGAACGUAUCCUUAGUCCUCCGUCCUCCACAGCAGCUGUCAACCUUACCAGGAGCAUUUGAGGGCUUGGACGCAAAUAUGGGCCACUUUGGAAGCGGAGGCAUUUGAGGCUGUGUGGCAGGGUCCUUGGUCUUUCAGUACACUCUUUUCAUAUUUCAUUUGUAGCACCCUCAUCGUUUUCUCCUCUAUUGCUGUUCGCUUUGCAGAUUUUCUUUCUUUCUUUUCUUUCUUUUUUUAUGUUAUCCUUUCG